Molecule: messenger RNA, 498 nt
Organism: Fomitopsis serialis
Lineage: Eukaryota; Fungi; Basidiomycota; Agaricomycetes; Polyporales; Fomitopsidaceae
Exons: 3
Source: RefSeq, a predicted model, not a curated record
GCACGCAAAUGCAAGGGUCCGGUCAAGGGAGUCCGCCGCUAUCAGGACUCGAAGGACAAGUCAUCUACGUCGAACCUGAAGACACAUGCCAUUGGCUGCUGGGGUAAGGCGGCUGUUGAUGACGCGCUUACCGGGAAGGUCCCUCGCUUGCGAGAGAAUGCAAUACAUGUGGCGUUUGCGAAGGCUUCUGGGCUUACGGUCGAUCACUCGGUCCAGUUCUCUCACUGGAAUCACAGUAACGCUGAACUCAUGUCGACCGGUCGACCCAAUAUCGAGAUACCCUCACCGAAGACAGUCUCGCGCGACAUCAAGGCUGCUUUCGCACACUGCCGCGAGUGUAUCAAGAAGAUCUUGACGGACCAUCCGGGACGAGUCCACUUCGCUACCGAUGCAUGGACAUCCCCAAAUCAUCGAGCCUUCGUCGCAUGGACUGUCCAUUUUGAAUUUCAGGGCGCCCCAUUAUUGUUUCUCCUCGACAUUGUCGAAGUGCCGGAGGUC